Messenger RNA from Microtus oregoni (creeping vole), 2287 nucleotides. RefSeq names its product coiled-coil domain containing 184 (gene Ccdc184). Gene Ontology annotation, cellular component: cytoplasm. Lineage: Eukaryota; Metazoa; Chordata; Mammalia; Rodentia; Cricetidae. The record is from RefSeq and is a predicted model, not a curated record. Bases 482 to 1066 code for a protein of 194 amino acids. The transcript has a single exon.
GGCGCGGCUGGGAGACCCGCCCCUGCCGCUCCAGCCGCACUCGCGGGCUCUGCUGGUGGAUGGACCGGGGGGAGUCCCGAGAACGACACGCUGCAGGUCCCCGUCUCGACCUCCACUCCUCUGAGAGCGCCUCCGUGACCCGGAGAGCCGGUGGUUGCUGGGAGGGCUGCGGGGACACAGGUACCAUCCGGGAGGCGAGCUGGCAGGGCACUUUUGCCCCUGGGCAAGCCCGCAGACGCUGGCCCCAGGACCUUAGACGGGUCUUCGUUCCGUCGACUCUUCUCGGCCUUCCUUGAUCCUGUCGGCGCCCUCUACCCGGGACUGCUCUCCUCACGUCGGCUCCCCGCCCCUCUAGGGAGCCUAGGUGUCCCUGGGAUCCACCCCGUCCCUCUUGGGACCCUUCUCCCUUCACACCCUUCCCCCACCCUGGAGGCCCGGCUGGACGCGACCCAGAGCUGCCACCGCCCGCUUCUGCCACUCAAUGGAGGACAGUCUGCUGGAGAUCAUGACCAAGGACGGCGGCGACAUGCCGGCACCUCUGGAGGUGUCCACGGUGCCAGCCGUGGGGGACGUGAUCUCUGGGGAGUAUAACGGCGGCAUGAAGGAACUGAUGGAGCACCUGAAGGCCCAGCUUCAGGCCCUGUUUGAGGACGUUAGGGCCAUGCGAGGGGCGCUGGACGAGCAGGCCUCGCACAUCCAGGUUCUGUCGGACGACGUGUGCGCCAAUCAGCGGGCCAUAGUCUCCAUGUGCCAGAUUAUGACCACCGCGCCCCGUCAGGGAGGCUUGGGCGUGGCCGGCGGCAAGGGGAGCUUCCCGAGUGUUCCACAUGAGCCGGAGACACCUUCGCCUGGUAUCGGGGAUAGCGACUUGCUGGGUCGCGAUCCAGAGGAGGACGAGGAUGAAGAGGAGGAGAAAGGGAUGCCCAGCCCCGCCACACCCACCAGUCACUGUGAGCGCUCUGAGAGCCCCUGUGCUGGUCUCCUUGGGGAGGAUGGGCCACUUGUGGAGCCCCUCGACCUGCCUGACAUUACCCUGCUGCAGCUGGAGGGCGAGGUCUCUCUGUGAGGGAGGACCCCACGGGAGCACCAACUACCUGAGCUUUGAGUUUCUAAGUGCUUAAUGCUAGGGGACUGAACAGUGCGGUGCAGUGUGCUUCACUCCAAACGUGAUUCUUAUAGGUCAGGGAGAGAGACUCCCUCACGUAAGGAUUUGUAGGGUGAAGGACUUUGGAAGCCUCGCGAAACCUUCCAAGCAAACAUCAUAGCAAAACUGCGGAAAGGUGAGGUUCCCGGAGAGGAAGUGCCCAUCUCCGGGAUUCCCAACCAUCCACUUACUUUGCCCUUUCCCCUCUUCCCAGGAAACAGAAGGACCAUUUAAUUAUGUAAAUAAAAUUCUGCUUUUUCUAUUCUGAAAAAGGACUCAUCUAGGACUUUGGCAAAUAAUCUCUAUUUACCUAGAAAUUAAGGAAUUGGGGUAUGUUCUGUUCUGGCAACAGGAAAUUCACCCUUUUGCUGAAAUCCGAGAUACACAGUGCUCUGCAGAAGCCUCUCCCCUCGCAGAUCUCUGCGGCUGUUGAUUGGUAAAGGAAGCUUGAGGAGGGAGCUGCAGCCCUAGGAAUCUGGGUGCAUGGGGUUGCAAGGGCCCCUGGGCUGGGAGAGCUGGCUGUGGAUGUGCAUGAAGACACAAUAGCUCAAGCUCUGGGAUUUUGCAUGCAGAGCAGAACCUGCCCUUUCACUGCCUUCAUCUGGGGUUGCUUUCCCACUCACCUGGACCUAGAGAUCAAAGUACCCAGUUCACAGGCAGAGACUUGGGGCUGCUCAGCAACAGCCCAGAUCUAGGGGACAAUUGAGGAACUCUUGGCAGGGGGGGCUGCGGCCCCAAACUGUCUUUUCUGGCUAUACCUGCUUAAACUUAAGUUCCCCUUUCUGUCAAUAUGUCGCUACCCUCUGCUUUUUGGUGUUGCUUCCAUUAUUGUCUUGUGUUUUGUGUGUCCCCCGUGUAGUAGUGUGUGAGCCCUCAGGGGCAGGGCUUGUGGCUCUAGUGUUAGGUUCAGGGGGCUUCAGACCCUUCUGUGAGCCCCAGGCUAUCAUGGCGCUUUCCCCUCUCUUUUCCCCUUUGCCCCACUCCUCGACCAGGGCAUGGAGCAUGUGGCUGUCCUGAGGUUCCUUAACUGAUGUGCCUCCCUCCUACCUUCUGAAGUGGUGACUUUGUGUGCCCUUCCCCCUCCUUUGUGUAUCCUUUCUCAAUGCUUUCCUUGGUGUCAACCUUAAUAAAAAGACGUCAUCU